This is a messenger RNA of Suillus subaureus, 2141 nucleotides long. RefSeq lists its product as uncharacterized. Gene Ontology annotation, molecular function: 5'-3' DNA helicase activity. Lineage: Eukaryota; Fungi; Basidiomycota; Agaricomycetes; Boletales; Suillaceae. The record is from RefSeq and is a predicted model, not a curated record. Bases 261 to 1982 code for a protein of 573 amino acids. The transcript is spliced from 7 exons.
AGAGUUUGACCGGGCAAGAGUCUGGACGACACAUGGGACAAAACGGAAAGACUGCGGAGAAAUUGUGAUAUCUAUAGACAAUGGAAAGACUCGGAAGGCUGUUCAAAGAGCUGGGAAGCACGAAGACUUCUUAGCUGGAGUCAGGACUCAGCAGGCGCCCACCUAGUCAUGACUCCUUCGGACCCGAAGCCCCACUGAAGACCUUGAAAUAGAGCCGCACUCCAUCGUUGCACGUCACCAUCAUCUUAUCCAAAGCCAUCAUGCCCACAGUAACAAGGCUACUCUAUCAGAAUUUUAUGCAGGUUGAUAGUGGACAGCUGUCUGCCCACAUUAUAUCUGAAUCAAACUUGAUCGAAGAGCAGCAUCAGUUGUGCAAUUUGUUAGAAAGGAACGAGGGACGUGCCCUUGGCCUUGCUGGCGAAUUUGCACCCACUGGAGAGCUCGCGAUGCUUGCAAUCGCAGACAUGUCGACGAUUAUCAUUAUCGAAUUCAAGUUAAACUUGAAGAAGAGCAAGGGCAAUGAACACGAUAAACGCCCUGUCACACGCGCCAGCAAGGUAAACAACACUGCCGCUCGGGAGUUUUUGACACAGAACCUCCUCCGCCGCACCACCGGAUUUUUAUACGCAUUCAACCUUGCACCGAUUGCCCUUGCUCUAUAUCAAACACUUGGUCUUCGAAUCGCAAAUGCGAUCGAUAUACAGUGCGCAGGAUCGAAAACACGUGCCCCGCUCACCACCAUUAAACAGGCCGUUGGUGAUCGUCAUUGUAUAUACGAUGCAAACAUCAACGAAGUAUUCUGCAAUGACACCAUCAUCGAUCAUCUCCCCGCUGCUAAGGAUGGAACUACUUCACUUGCACUACGUGCAUGGAUCGCACACUACAUCUCACAACUCUCGACUAUGGAGGAUCGUCUCGCGCAAGUGCCCCCAGUGGACACCUUCCGGCUCUCUGAUGAGGUAUUGGGAUUCCUCGCGAAGAGCUCGAAGGAUUCGUUCCAGCUCGAGCAGAAGAAGCCGACCGAGGUCACGCGCCAGUUUGCCACUUCUAUCGAUCUUGAGAACAACCACAUCCAUGCCCAAGCCGACAGAUACCAGAACAGAAUUCGUGAGGGCCGGCAUCAGCGUGCAUUCAUUGAUAUUGGCCAGCGCGCAGGGUGUGGCUUCACUGUUGACGGUCAGGUUACCAAGUCUCGGGGUCACAUCGCGAAACUCGUUCCCGCCAACAGUCUCAGUUUCGUUGACAAGACCAUCAGCUCAAUCAAGAUCGUUGGCCGUGAUGACCCCACGCAGGCUGAAACCCAGCGUGCUCAGAAGGUUCUAGAGAUCCUUCAAGGUCUUAUCGACCUCAAGCACGACAACCCAUGGGUUCAGCUAAUAUUCUUUUCAUCUCCCAGGGAUGACUUCCAGUGGCCCUCCGCUUGGACAGAGGAGGCGAAUGAUGCGGGUAUUACGAAAGCUGUGAAGCAGAUGCUCCAGCAGUCGAAUGACGGGCGUCUUACUGUCAUCCAGGGGCCCCCUGGAACCGGUAAGACCACUGUCAUCGCCUCAUUUGUUCAGACUGCCUUGGCCAAUGGACUCUCUGGCAUCUGGCUCAUUGCCAAAUCCAAUGUUGCCGUCAAAAAUAUUGCCGAGAAACUCGCUGACUUUGGCCUGACCAAUUGGAAGCUUCUCGUCUCAAAGGAAUUUUUCGACCACUGGCAUGAGCACCUCUAUGCUAACAUUCGGGCUAAUGCCAUCAUAUCCGAGGACUUCUUUGCGCCAGGUUUCUCUAAGGAGCUCCAGACCACCCCGGUUAUUCUCUGUACUUUGUCUAUGCUCUCAUCUCCCGCUCUUCGAAAGCGUGGAGGCCUUGAAGCUGCGCCACUCAGGACCCUCGUCAUCGACGAAGCAUCCCAAAUUGAGAUUGGUGACUACAUUCCUGUCUUCACCUCUCACACCUCCAUUAGAAAGGUGUGCUUUAUUGGUGAUGACAAACAAUGAUGAUAUCCAGGACCUGAAGAGCAUCUUCGAAGUCAAGCAUCUCAAGGACCAUGCCAUAUUUUUAAAUACCCAAUACAGGAUGCCCCCUCAAAUUGGAAGCUUCAUCUCUGAAGCUGUGUAUGAUGACCUACUUGAGUCGAAUCCACUACAUCCCGUCAC